AUGACAGUUAAUGACAUUAGAGAGCUGGCUCGGUUGUCUUCAUUGUGUCAAUCCGGUUCUGUUGUGCUUUACGGAUUACGUUAUUUUUUCUUUCACUCACUCACUCAUUCUGUGCAAGGUGUUCAGACACAAGUCACCACGGCGGAUCCGCAGUUGUGGCUACCUGCAUACAGUCCAAUCCCAGUCUCAGACGAGGAACCUCGAGUUCUGCGUGCGCGUUUCCCGUUGCGCCGCACUCGAAUGACGAAAGUCGUGAUAACACGGAUUGUUUUCAUCAGCACCCCGUCUGACGGACAACCCAGUUUGUGUAGCGCCUUUGUUCUGACCGAAGCUGUUCCACUCGCACCGGGUCCGAAACCUGUACAGUCUCGUAAAACUGCCAUCGAUUUUGCUUCGCAUGAAAGUUUGCGUCUAACCGGAGCUCGUGCGCCUCCGCCAAAAGUGUUGAUGCCACCGUUAGAUCUAGGUUUCAAGGGUCAAACAGGAUCUGAAUCUCGAAAGCCAAGUCGAUCGGCAGGUGGCAGCGGUGGUGGUAGCGGUGGCGGUGGCGGCCAUGGUAGCGGUGGUGGUCGCAAGUCUGGUGAUUACCAGUCAGACGCUGCGUCCGAUGAUCCAUGGUCUGUACCCUCGGCGUCAGCCACCGGGAUUGAGGAUAGUCAAAACUUUCGCCAUUCCGGACCGCACUAUUCAAGCAGACCAGACGGGAAAAAAGUGAACUAUGGGCAGGGGAAACGGAAAUCGAAAGGUUUUAAUACGGCCUCGGAUCAAGGUAUUCGUGAUACGAACUCGUAUCAAAAUGAACCUUCGAAUUAUCAGACUGCAUGGAAUCCCUAUAUCUAUCCGCCCAAAAUUCCUAACUCGCCGUCAUCUUCAUCAUCCUCGUAUUUUUCUGAAUUUCGAAACGGUCCAUCCGAUCAUGGCUACCCGGGAAAACAAAAUUCGGCCUACAACUCGAUGCCAAAUCAUGGCCCAUAUGCGGAAAAUUCUCGGUCCGCGGGAUCUUACCAACAUCCAUACAGAUCUUGGGAAUCAGCGGGGUUUAUCAACCCCGGUCCAGUACAAUCAAAUCCAAAUCAACCCGUUCUGGCUCCUUAUCCGUUUGUACAGUACGACGUCGGUGCUCGAGGUGUAGGUGAUCCUUACGGUCGAUGGGAACCGCAAACCGCAUACUACCAACCACCGGCUCAGUCAUUUUGGAAUCCGUAUGCUCCACCACAGGCCGGUUGGUAUACUGCACAGCUUGGUCCACAGCCCAUAUUACAAGGCGGACAGACUAUUCAAUUUAUUCCCCCGAACGCACAGAGACCGGCCGAGAUGCGACCUACCUCAGUGAUCGGACAUCCGUCAAAUUAUCGGGAAAUCUCGCGGGAAGAAAUGUCUCAACGUGUGCGUGAAUACGAGCAGGCUCAACAGAGCAAUGGAAUAGAGGAUCUUCGUCUACCAUCAUUAUCCAAUGCAGAUCAAACUGGCCAGUCAAAAGAUCCGACUGAUCCUGGCAAUUCUGCGCAUGAUCAAGCGGUGCGGCAUUUCGUCGGUAUCGCCUCUGAAUGGUCAGUCAUUGGUGUGGACGCGCUGUUCGACGAAAUUGACUUGAACGGUAAGAAUGGAACAGAUGAUAUAAUGUCCUGA
Molecule: messenger RNA, 1629 nt
Organism: Echinostoma caproni
Lineage: Eukaryota; Metazoa; Platyhelminthes; Trematoda; Plagiorchiida; Echinostomatidae
Source: the annotation of a GenBank genome assembly